UGGACGGAGGUGACAGUCUGCUCGCUGACGUUCACUGUUCUUCUCCAACAUUUAAAAUUAAUCUUUAUUCUCCUCAUUUGUCCGAGGACGUGGAGCGUUUCAGCAGACAUGUUGCAGCAGUUGGUGAUUAAAGAAGAAAUGCUCCCUGAACAGCAGGAGUUGAAUCUGAGUGUUGACCAGAGGGACAUUAAACAGGAACAAGAGGAAGUCUGGACAAGUAACGAGGGACAGCAGCUUCACCGGCUGGAGACUGAGAAGACCAAGUUACAUUUUGUCCCUGUAAAGACUGAAAAUGAUGAUGAAAUACCACAGUCAUCACAGGUUCUUCAAAACUCAGACAUGUUGCAGCAGUUGGUGAUUAAAGAAGAAAUACUCCCUGAACAGCAGGAGUUGAAUCUGAGUGUUGACCAGAAGGACAUUAAACAGGAACAAGAGGAAGUCUGGACAAGUAACGAGGGACAGCAGCUUCACCGGCUGGAGACUGAGAAGACCAAGUUACAUUUUGUCCCUGUGAAGACUGAAAAUGAUGAUGAAAUACCACAGUCAUCACAGGUUCUUCAAAACUCAGUCCAGCAAUCGUUUAGACAUCAGACGUCAAGCGAGAUGGACCUCCGAGAAGAAAUGCACCAGCUGCUGGAUGAGGACCGAGCUGAUAUACUGAAGGCUGCAGUAUGUCUCCUUGCUGCUGCUGUGGUCGUGAAGACCAGAGCCAGGACAAGGAGGGUCAGAUGUGAAAGAAAAAGGAAGGUUGUGUGGGUGAGAGAAUUGCUCUUGAACAGACACAAGUAUGACAUGUAUGAGAAGCUCAUGAAGCACCUUAGAGAGGGGAAUGUCAAGUCCUUCAGGAACUUUGUCAGAAUGGACCCAGAGAUGUUCGGUCAAAUGGUGGAAGACCUGACCCCUAUGCUCCAGAAGAACACAAGCAUCUGCAGAAAGCCUCUGUUCCCUGGACUCAAGCUGGCCAUCACUCUGAGAUAUCUGGCCACUGGGGACUCUUACAAGUCACUGGCCUAUGAGUUCCGGGUGACACAUAGCACCAUCGUCAGUGUUGUGUCAGAGGUGUGCCAAGCCAUCUACGACCACUACCACGAGAUGGCCUUCAUGUGUCCCACAACAGAAGAGGAGUGGAAGGAGGUGGCCCAGGGUUUCUCAGACAAGUGGGACUUCCAUCACUGCUGUGGCUCCAUAGAUGGCAAGCAUGUGAGAGUGCUAGCGCCACCUCACUCUUGCAGUUUGUACUACAACUACAAAGGCUUCUACUCCAUCAUCACGCUGGCCCUGGUGGAUGCCAACUACAAGUUUAGGUAUGUGGAUGUGGGUGCCUAUGGAGCCGACUCUGACGUUGGAGCCUUCAGGGAUUGUGGACUGUAUCAUGCUCUGGAUCAGGACAAAGCUGGUCUACCAACAAGUGAACCCUUGCCAGGUGAUGACACUGAUGUCCCCUACUUCCUUGUUGGUAAUGAUGCAUUUUCUCUCAGAAGCUGGAUGAUGAAGCCAUACUCCAAGAGACAUUUGACAGCAGCAGAGCGCAUCUUCAACUACAGGUUGUCCAGGGCCCACAGGAUUGUGGAGAAUGCUUUUGGCAUCCUGGCCAACAGGUUCAGGUGUCUCCACUCGUGCAUGAUUCAGGGACCUCAGACUGUCACCAAGAUUGUCUUGGCAGCCUGUACGCUACACAACUUGCUGGCUGACAAGAAUCCUGCCACAAUGCAACAAGCGGCAGACUGGGAGGACCUACUGACACAUGAAGUACAACCAGGGCUGUGGAGACAGCAAGACCAGGAGAAUCCUCUUCAUGGAAUCCAGAGGCAAAUAGGCAACACGGCAACAAUAGAUGGGAAAAGAGUGAGAGACUACCUGACUGAGUACUACAAUAGUGUGGGAGCUGUGCCCUGGCAGAACAGGAGGGUGGGAUUACAAAAUGGUGUAGACGCACAUUCCGAGUGUUGAUGGACGUUCUCAAUUAUAUGCUUCGAUAUAUAUUUUGCACCAAUAACAACUCAUGGUGGUUUGUUUAUCUUGAAUGCAUUCAGUCUUUGUUGCUGGUUUAAUGAACUGUAAUAAAAUUACAAAUUACACAAGCAGUAAGAAAUUACAAAGUUCAUCAGUCCUCCUCCUCAGUGACUGAGACUGUGGUGGCUGCUUCAGCUGGGUGUGUCCACCUGCUACCUUCCUCUUGGAGAAAAGACUAGUGUCGAAGGACUGAAGAGGCUCAGGCUGGUGUCCAUACCCAUAAAGGUGUUCAAUGCUUGGACCAACACUGAACUGCUGAGUGUGGCAAGAUGGGUGGACCACCUGAAAGUGCCACUCUGUGAUGAACGUUUUCUGGAAAUUCCCGGAAAUCCUGGGCACGUAUCCACAAAGCAACUCCUCUCAAAGAGCUCCUAGCUUAGCCUAAAAUUUCCUGGCAAGGAACUUCACCCUAAGAGUUAGCCAGCAGGUGUCUGAAAGCAAGACUGAGCAAAGGGGACAGAAACUCCUAUCUUGGUGAGGAGGCGGGGUUGAUCCAGUUGCUAGGUAUGACUCUAAGAGCUGUGAUUGGUUGUCACGGAAAGGGGAGGAGAAAUAAAAAACAAAAACAAAUGCACUCCGCCCUCCUAGUUGUGAAUGGACAAUGAAAUAAACUGAUCAUAUAACCUGAACUGCACUAAGACAUGUAAUCAUGAGGAUAAAUUUGUAAUGCUGUGUUAACACAUAGGCAGAACACGUUACAAAUGUCAUAUUUGCAUCAUUCUUGGCACAUUCCUGACAUUCUUAAUGUGACUUAAUGCAUCUGAAUA
This is a messenger RNA of Thalassophryne amazonica, 2780 nucleotides long. RefSeq lists its product as uncharacterized. The transcript has 5 exons. The record is from RefSeq and is a predicted model, not a curated record. Lineage: Eukaryota; Metazoa; Chordata; Actinopteri; Batrachoidiformes; Batrachoididae. The coding region runs from base 109 to 1950 and encodes 613 amino acids.